GAGGGCUCUAACAAAGCGACAUCAUCGAAACAUCGUAGAGCUCGUGGGAUAUUGCUUUGAAGACAAUCUGAUGUUAGUCUAUGAUUAUAAGCCACGAAACCUGUCAAACAUAAUUUUUGAUGAAAUUGAUAUGAUUAUUGACUGGUCAAUAAGAUUCAAGAUUAUAUUGGACAUGGUAAGGGGACUCACAUAUCUUCACGAAGGUGCACAUAUGUGUAUAAUACACAGAGACAUUAAACACAGUAACAUUCUUCUGGACGAAAAUUUCAGUGCCAAGAUUUGUGAUUUUGGCCUUGCUAGAAUACUGCAAAUGGAUUUCGCCCAAUAUGCCAACAAGACUAUUUCCACAUAUUGCGAGCUGCUUGAAAAGGAUGUAACUGAGACUUCUGACCAUGUAACAACGGAACUUGGUGGAACACUGUAAAAUCGCCUUACCCUUUAACCCUUUAUAAGAAUGAAAAUGAUUAAUCUAUGCAUGAGCUGGUAAAUUUUAGGGGCCCAGACUAGGGUUUUCAUGUUGCGCAGCUGAUUAAUGCAUUUUUCUUUCCUUGUCUGGCCCUACAGGGGUUACCUUGAUCCUGAGUAUUUUAGAACCCAUCGUGCGACUGUGAAAUCAGACAUUUACAGCUUUGGAGUGACGCUGUUAAAUAUUGUAUCUGGCAAAAGAGUAACGGAAUACAUAGAUGACAAUAUGCUUACUCAGCACGCGUGGAGGUUAUGUGAAGAGGAUCGGCUUCAUCAGCUAAUAGACCAUCGGCUACUCAAUUCUGAUGGUUUAGUUAAUUCAAGCAGCAUAACAAGAACAAUUUUAACAGCUCUCUUGUGCAUUCAUGAGGAAUCCAAAAGACGCCCAUCAGCAUCGCGAGUGUUAGCAAUGCUUUUAUCGGAAGAAGAGAUUCCAAUUCCCACACGACCACUUGAAUCUAUAUAUAGUCCAGGUGAGAGUUUUCGCACAGAUAUGGUGAGUGAGGAGAGUUCUGAAUAUUGAAGAGCCAGACACAGAAAAGGUUACCUACAUCCUUCUAAAUAAUUGGAAUACUGUGU
Molecule: messenger RNA, 1044 nt
Organism: Cryptomeria japonica (Japanese cedar)
Lineage: Eukaryota; Viridiplantae; Streptophyta; Pinopsida; Cupressales; Cupressaceae
Product: cysteine-rich receptor-like protein kinase 45
Exons: 3
Coding region: 533-988 (151 amino acids)
Biological process (GO): protein phosphorylation
Molecular function (GO): protein kinase activity
Source: RefSeq, a predicted model, not a curated record